Condylura cristata (star-nosed mole) is the source of this 2122-nucleotide messenger RNA. RefSeq names its product CREB regulated transcription coactivator 3 (gene CRTC3). The coding region runs from base 1 to 2049 and encodes 682 amino acids. Gene Ontology annotation, cellular component: nucleus; cytoplasm. Gene Ontology annotation, biological process: positive regulation of transcription by RNA polymerase II. The record is from RefSeq and is a predicted model, not a curated record. NCBI's taxonomy places the organism in Eukaryota, Metazoa, Chordata, Mammalia, Eulipotyphla, Talpidae. Gene Ontology annotation, molecular function: cAMP response element binding protein binding. The transcript has 8 exons.
AUGGUUGGUUUGCUCGUUGGCGUGGAGGCAGGUGUCCCCCGUCGCAGGCUGGGCGGCAGUGACCGAGGGCCCCACAGCGGCCGGGCCGCGCCCCGCGUCUCCCUGUGCCCUGGUGGCCGCGCCUGGCUGACCGGGUGCUGGUCCAGCGUGUCCUGCGCCGGUCCUGCGUCCGGAGCGGUGCUGCCCGAGUGGGCCAGGCAACCCCCAGGGCUCUCGCUGCUGUUUCGCAAACCCAGCGAGCAGAGACAUGCAAGUUUCUGCGACGGCGACAGUGACGUCCCCGGCGAAGCGCCUUUCCCCGGCCCGCUGAGAGAAGACACUGUGCUGAGCGUCCCCGGGCCGCUGCCGAAGCCGCUGUGGGAGGCCACGGAGGUGGGUGCCUGCGGGAGAGCCGGGCCGGGGAGUGACCGCGGCGUGCUGACCCCAGGCCGCGCUCCCCUGAGGACCGAGUCCGGAGCCCACAGGGGACGCGGCCGCUGGCCCGAGAGGAGGCCCUGGAGGUGCGGGCUGUUGGCCAGCCGAGGGCUGAGCGCCGCAGCCGGCCCUGUGGCCUCAAGCCUGCUGGGAGACCAGCCACAGCAGGAGCCCGGGCCUGGCCGCUGCACGGCCAUGCUCCGCGCGGGGCGUCCUGCGGGCCCAGGGCUGCGUGCCAGCACCACCCAGGCAGCACUCGGCCCACGCCCGGCCGGCCCAGCCCCGUGGGCAGCUCGAGUCUGGCGAGAGGGGGCACCCCUCCUCCCCUCCCGGACGUUUACAAAACGCACACCCUGGAGGCCAUCCGCGUGUGCGCGCGUCUCUGGACCUCACGGGCUCCUCCGCCCCUGGCCCGCGGCCGCCGCCCAGGAGAAGCUGGGGGUUGCACUGAGGGCGGAGCCUGACGGGCCGCACCUGGCACUCCUCGCGGCGCUUUGCCACUUGCACGGGGCGGCGUGUUCUAACCCGUCAGGAAAAUGCCCCGAAGUGGCCUGGGGCCGCCCGGGCGGGGGGGGGCGGGCCUGCGGAGGGUGCAGGCGCCGACGCUCGCCUCUCUGCAGCCCGCUCCCACACAACGGCCAGAACACCGGCCUCCCGUCCCUGCUGGGCGCCCUGAGCGCCGGGGGCUCGUUGCCGGACCUGACCCACCUGCACUGCGCAGCGCCGCUGCCCGCCUCCCUGGACACCAGCGACCAUCUCUUCGGUAGCAUGAGCAUGGGCAGCAGCGUGGGCAACCUCCCGGCCGCCAUGACUCACCUGGGCAUCCGGAGCUUUCCGGGCCUGCAGACCUCCCGCAGCAACCCGUCCAUCCAGGCCGCGCUGGGCAGGACGGCCCUCUGCUCCCCCAGCAGCCACCCGCACGCGGCCAGCCUCGGCGCCAGCCCGCUGCAGCCCUCGCUGCGGCUCUUCUCCCUCAGCAACCCCUCCCUCUCCACCGCGAGCCUGAGCGGGCCCCCGCGGCGGCGCCAGCCCCCCGUCAGCCCACUCACGCUCUCGCCGGGCCCCGAGCCGCACCCGGGCUUCAGCAGGCAGCUGUCCACCGCCAGCCCGCUGAACCACUGCCCUGCCCAGCAGGUGAGCACGGGCAGGGCACGCGGGGGUGGGGGGCCCGUGCUCAUGUCGCCCUGCCGGGGCACGGCCGCUGGCCCGAGCCCCACGCUGACCGCCCCGUCCCUCCCGAAGGGCUCGCCCGUGACCAGCUUCUUCCCUGACGUGAACUUUGACCAGCAGCCCCUGCAGCCGGGCCCGGCCUUCGCCCCUCAGGUGCCCCUGGCCCAGCAAGGCCCCCAGGAAGCCCAGGACCCAUUCCGCCUGCGUCCAAGCCUGUACUCCAGCUGCGGAAACUUCCAGAACAGCAUUCUGGCAGAGGACCCGCACGCCGGCCUGUUCAGAGAGCUGGGCAGCGUGCCGGCGGCCGUGCCCGAGGCCGGCCUGAGCGUGGGCGCCCCGUGUCCCCUGGAGGACGAGCUCCACAUGGAGCCCCUGGGCCUGGACAGCCUCAGCAUGCUGAGUGACCCCGGCAUGGGCCUGCUGGACCCCUCGGUGGAGGAGACGUUUCGAGCCGACCGGCUGUGAAAGGGGCGGGCAGGACGCCGUUCCGAACAGACGCAGGGCGGCCGGGCCGCCCCCGGGCCUUGGCCGUCUGGGC